Molecule: messenger RNA, 3708 nt
Organism: Hemiscyllium ocellatum (epaulette shark)
Lineage: Eukaryota; Metazoa; Chordata; Chondrichthyes; Orectolobiformes; Hemiscylliidae
Product: E3 ubiquitin-protein ligase UHRF1-like
Exons: 16
Coding region: 232-2724 (830 amino acids)
Biological process (GO): protein ubiquitination; negative regulation of gene expression via chromosomal CpG island methylation
Molecular function (GO): ubiquitin protein ligase activity; protein binding
Source: RefSeq, a predicted model, not a curated record
UGUCUGCUCCUAGUUCAGUAAACAACACACUGACUCAGAGCUCUUACUCUCAGCGGAGAGGGGCUGGUGGAAAUUAUUCUAUCCCCCUAACCCAAAAAUAAAAUCCCAUUCUUAACGUUUUUUAAAAAUUGUUUUCAGCAACCCUUUCUCCUUAUUCGCUUGCAGCCGGUUACCUGCGCUAAUGUUAUUAAUGUCAUCUUACUGUUUUGCUUUUGGUUAGAAGAGAGGAAAAUGUGGAUUCAAGUCCGGACUAUCGACGGCAAGCAAACGCGCUGCGUGGAUGAUUUAUCUAGGUUGACCAAAAUUGAAUGUUUGAGAUUAAAAAUCCAAGAAAGCUUCAAUGUGGACCCGGAGUGCCAGCGCUUGUUUUACAGAGGCAAACAGUUGGAAGAUGGCCAUAGUCUGUUUGAUUACAACGUGGGACUGAAUGAUAUCAUUCAGCUUUUGAUUCGCCAGCCUACUUUGUCUACAGCGAAGAAAAAAGAGAAUGAGGUUGAGCUGUCCGACAGUGACUCGGGAUGUAGCUCAUCGCAGAGUGAAUGUGACAAAACCUCUUCCAGUGAAGAAACUAACAAGAAAAAUCGUCCAGGAACAUCGACUCGAUCGUUUCUUAUUGAUCCAGGCUUUGGGUUGUACAAGAUAAAUGAGUUGGUGGAUGCCCGUGAUUUGGUAAUCGGAGCCUGGUUUGAAGCUCACAUUGUAAAUAUCACACGAAAAACAAAGGGACAGAAAAACAGUGCAUCAAAAAAUGAUGCCAGUGGAAAUGAAAGGACAAGAGCGCACACUCAAAAUGUUAAAGAUCUCUCGGACCAAGAUCAGUCACAGCACUGUAGUGGGACCACCUCAAAUAGUUUGGACUGUACGCCAUCUACUUCCAGUGUGGAUUCUACUGAUGAUGACAUUGUGUAUCAUAUCAAGUAUGAUGAUUAUCCAGAAAAUGGAAUAGUGGGGAUGUGUGCAGAAAAUGUUCGGCCACGAGCUAGGACAGUUUUGAAAUGGGAUCAGCUUCGAAUAGGACAAGCUGUGAUGGUAAAUUACAAUUUAGAGAUACCAGAGGAACGUGGUUUCUGGUUUGAUGCAGAAGUUACCGCUCUGAAGGAGACAUCAAGGACAAAUAAAGAAAUCUUUGUUAAAAUUCUUUUGGGUGGCCCAUUAGAUAUGAUAGGUGACUGCAAGAUACCAUUUUUGGAUGAAAUAUACAAGAUUGAGGGACCUGGAGCCGAUCCAAUAACACUAGCUGAUGGACAAUUUAAGAGGAAGAGUGGCCCUGAAUGUAAAUACUGCAAGGCGGAUCCAGAGAAAGAAUGCAGAUUUUGCGCCUGUCGAUUAUGUGGUGGAAAGCAGGAUCCGGAUAUGCAGCUGCUGUGUGAUGAGUGUAAUAUGGCGUAUCACAUAUACUGCUUGAACCCACCCCUCAGCAAGAUACCAGAUGAUGAGGACUGGUAUUGCCCCUCCUGUAAGAAUGAUACAAGUGAAGUUGUGCGAGCAGGGGAAAAACUGAAACAAAGUAAGAAGAAGGCCAAGAUGCCAUCUGCCAGCACUGCAAGUCAGAGAGACUGGGGCAAGGGUAUGGCCUGUGUUGGUCGCACAAAGGAAUGCACAAUAGUUCCUUCCAACCAUUAUGGUCCCAUACCUGGCACUCCUGUUGGCACAAUGUGGAAGUUCAGAGUUCAGGUGAGUGAAGCAGGUGUUCACAGGCCACAUGUUGGAGGGAUUCAUGGACGAAGUAAUGAUGGAGCCUACUCUCUGGUGCUAGCUGGUGGCUUUGAGGAUGAAGUGGAUAGAGGUAAUGAAUUCACAUACACUGGAAGUGGUGGUCGCGAUCUUUCUGGAAACAAACGAAUUGGAGAACAGUCCUAUGAUCAGACUCUUACCAACAUGAACAGGGCAUUAGCUCUUAAUUGUGACGCCGUGCUCAAUGACGAGGUUGGUGCCGAAGCCAAAGAUUGGAAAGCUGGGAAAUCCGUCCGGGUUGUCAGGAGUUCAAAAGGUCGGAAAGUCAGCAAAUACGCACCGGAGGAAGGCAACAGAUACGAUGGGAUUUACAAGGUGGUGAAAUACUGGCCUGAAAUUGGAAAGUCAGGUUUCCUGGUGUGGCGCUAUCUGUUGCGACGUGAUGAUGUAGAACCUGCUCCUUGGACUCCAGAAGGAAAGGACAGGACAAAGAAGUUAGGGUUGAAAAUGCAGUAUCCUGAAGGAUACCUGGAAGCUAUGGCAAAUAAGGAGAAAAAGGGCAAGAAACAGGAGCGGACCGCGAUCGUGAACAAUUGUAGAAGAACAACACAGAAGAGACGACAGGAAAAUGCCAGCGCUGCCACAGUGACUAUGCCACCACCUCCAAAGACUGCAAAGCCUUCUCAGGAUGAUGCUGAGGGAGAAACUUACCAGCUCACACCACAGCAACAAUGGCUCAUCAGAGAGGACUGCUUGAAUAAGAAACUUUGGGAUGAAGCACUUGCCUCUCUUAUGGAAGGCCCGAAAUUCUUGAGGAAAACCGAGCAGAUCUUCAUGUGUAUUUGCUGCCAGGAGUUGGUUUUCCAGCCAAUCACAACAGAAUGCCAGCACAACGUUUGCAAGAGCUGCCUGCAACGAUCAUUCCGGGCCCAAGUCUACACUUGUCCUGCCUGUCGCCAUGAACUUGGAAAGGAUUACAACAUGGUUCCCAACAAGAUUCUGCAGUCCAUUCUGGAUCAGUUCUUUCCGGGAUACAGCAAAGGACGAUGACACUCAAUUGCGCAGUCUGUCUCCUGUCUGCACACGUUUGUACAGGGGAGGGAAGGCCAGGGUAGGGGAGGAGAAUAAAACAAAUGUCAAUAAUGGAUCAAUAGGGCCUGAAGGUAUACAACUUGAGACCAUCAUUUUAGAACAGCUAAUGUUUCUCCCCAUUUGGACCAUUGGUAAUGCUUCAUUACACUGUGCAUAAUACAGCAUAUUAUUCUUUUCCAUUGACUGUCUGGUAACACCUAAGGUAGUUUCCUUUGCCAACACAUAGGCUUGGCCUCAUAACGUAAAUGGUCUGAUGCUAGACUCACAUUUUUUUAAAACUACCUCAAGACAGUGGAAAGGAAUUUGUGGGGAGUUUUCAGUCUAAAAGAAGUCCAGCUACACACUGCCUCUUUGAAUCAAUAUUAUCUGUGCCUGGUCCAUAAUGCUUGGUUUUGAAAUGUAAUAGCACUGAAAAUUAUAACUGAUUUAAAGUAAUUCUGUGGUGACUAUCUCUCUCUUUACCUUGAUUUUAUAAUGUUGCUAUUUUGAAAAAAAAGCAAAAAUGUUUAAAAAAAUUUCAGCAAGUUUAAUGGGCUUUCUUGUGAGGUUGCGUGUGUAUUCUGUUAUCUUUUGAAUGGUUUGACUACUAAUGGCUUUUAAGGGUAAUUAUGUAACAUUGUACCUACAUUAGUGUUCAGUAAUUUCUGUAUUGUUAUUUGCAUAACUAAAUGCAAAAGAAACAAAAAGCACUUCUAGUCAAACAGAAUACAUCAUGUAAAGAAAAUACAUUUGUUAUUACUGAAUAUGCCACUUUUAGUAUUUUAGUCACACAUUAUAUAUAUUAUAACUAGAUUAUUUGUAUGUGGCAAUUAUGUCUGUAUCAGUGUUAAAACAAUUCUAGCUUUGAGGGUGUGGGAGUAGAAAACACUUCAUAUUGUCAUUUUGAGAUUUGAUAUAUAUUCCUUGACCAGUACUUACCAAUAAACAUGUUAACAUUUGAAA